Sabethes cyaneus is the source of this 1403-nucleotide messenger RNA. It is a transcript of the gene BCL7-like, whose product is annotated as B-cell CLL/lymphoma 7 protein family member B-B. Lineage: Eukaryota; Metazoa; Arthropoda; Insecta; Diptera; Culicidae. The record is from RefSeq and is a predicted model, not a curated record. The transcript has 2 exons. Bases 259 to 783 code for a protein of 174 amino acids.
ACAUAGUGCAUUUUUCGGGCAGGCUGAACUGUGAAAUAAAAACAAAAUAAACUGCUCAGGAGUUUGCUUCACAGCGGUGAAGUGUUUGAUUUGCGAUUUGUUUAAGCCUUUGUGUUAAGAAAAAGUGUACAUUUGCAACCGAGGAAGGCCCAACCGAGCUGGUCAUCGAUUUUUCACGCAGUCUGCUUAAAAGGGGCACUGCUUGCCCCCUGUUCACUCCGGUGUCGGGACGUUUCGUGUGGUGUCGCAUUUCGUGUUAUGGUGGGUGUCUCCGCGAAGGAUAAACCAUUCCCGAACAUGUCCCGCAGUGUCCGUGCCGAAACCCGUGCCAGCAAGAAAGAUGACGUCAAAAAGUUUAUGCUCUCGAUGGACCGCGUCCGCCGUUGGGAGAAAAAGUGGGUAACCAUCGGCGAGACGUCGAUGAAGAUCUUCAAGUGGGUUCCGAUAUCCAGCAAGGAAAACAAAAAGGGCCUGCUGAAGAAUGCCUCCGGGGUAGGUGCCGUUAACGCAAGCAAUGGUUUAAGCACAUCGGUCAGCAAUGCAGCUACGGUCAACAGUAACAGUAACAGCAACAGUAGUGAGAAUAAGGAAAAUAGCAGAAAACCUGGAACUGACUCUAACUCGAACUCGAAUUUCGCUUUGACCACGGAAGAUUCCAACACAUGUUUUUCGCUUGUGAGUGAUUCCCAGGGAGCGACAGAGUUCGUCUCAAACAUGCCCUUCUCGGAGGAUUCGAACUCUCAGGGCUCCGACAGUGCACCAAAGCGAUUGAAAAGCGACUAAACCGGAGCACUCCCUGGUGUGCAAUCACAAGACAAGAAAAAAACCCUAUUGUUCGUAAGUUAUCCAUCAUUAAUUUCCGUUGUUCGGUAGCGCGAGAGCGAUCAUCUGAUGUGUGAGAAAAAAAAUGAUUGAUUUGUACAAACUUGCUGUAAGGAUGAUAACAGUGUUUGCAAUUAGUUUUUAGAUAUUCUACAUAUUUCAAAAAUAGGAUCUAUAGGUCUACGUUUUCUAAGGGGGAUCAGCCCUUUUACGAUGGUACGAGCAAAGCAACGGUAGACAGACUGUUCUCUAGAUUUGAGGAAUUUCAUGAUCUUAGCGUUUUAGACUUCAUGACCAGUUGUCUGGCGAGACAAAAACAUGUACUUGUAAUAAUAUUAUUUAAUCUAACAAACGAAAUGCUUUCACAGUCAUAUUUAAACUUUAAAAACGAAAAUUUUGAUAUCAUCAGCUAGAUUUUGUCUACUCUUAACAAACAGCUCGCGUUUUGUCGUCUCGUACAGGGGCUGCCAUGUGUUGCUCUUCAUGUGUAGAUUGCUAGCUGCAUUUUCCGUAUAUUUUAGAAUAAACUUCAAAAAUCUGCAAAGUGGAAAAGUAUGGCAGAUAUUAAAGAAACCCAUAGA